Messenger RNA from Sclerotinia borealis F-4128, 768 nucleotides. NCBI's taxonomy places the organism in Eukaryota, Fungi, Ascomycota, Leotiomycetes, Helotiales, Sclerotiniaceae. The record is from the annotation of a GenBank genome assembly.
AUGAGGACAGCAAGCUUGUUGAUUCUUCUGGCUUCUGCCAGAAGCAUUUUGGGUUAUUGUGACGAUUCCUGUGCCUCCGCAAUUACAGCAAUUGGCGAAAUCGAUGUCGGUCUUCAGAGUCGUUCACGCGAUUGCGCCCAAUUCCUCGCGACGACCGUCACGCCCAAUGCUUCGAUUGCUUUGAUUACCACAAGUGCCAAUAUGGAAGAUUAUCUACAUGUUCCUUCUCCAAAAUCCACUGCACCCGGCUUGAUUCCCACUUACGCGUCAGCAUGUGCCGCCAGCGCUGAUUACGCAUCUGCCUGUGCAUGUGCGGCGGUCACACCCACAACUGUAGUCGCUCCAACUCCAACCACCUACCUUUAUGAUGAACUUCCUCUCUGCAACAACCCGGCCACAUGUGCACAAGGAUAUGCUAAGUCAUCUUGUGGAGGAGGCGCUGGUAUCUGCGUUCCUGGCGGUGGGGAAGAUGGCUCUGGAUUUUGUAUCGCCACUGGUAACUGUGGCUUGCGCUGCGCACGUAAUUCAGAUUGUCUCACUGGGAUCUGUCUCACAGAUGUUUGCUGUGGAAGCUCAUGUUCCAACCCAUCGGUUCAAUUUGUCACGACCUGGGCUCCUCCUCGCGCUAAGCUCGCCAAGAAAGGCUUUAGUAGUCUAUCGGAUAUUAUUUCCAAGAUUAAGAAAGUAAAAACGAAAUUGUUGGGCGCGACGCACAACACAAUCUUGGGUCCUUAUCUUCCAGAAAACCCUCAACCCUUGAUGUUGUAG